Messenger RNA from Paramuricea clavata, 336 nucleotides. The record is from the annotation of a GenBank genome assembly. Lineage: Eukaryota; Metazoa; Cnidaria; Anthozoa; Malacalcyonacea; Plexauridae.
AUGGGUAAGACCAAGUGUUUCACUACAGAAGUUCAAGGCAUCGACAUGAAUAUAAUUGAUGCCAUCGAAAGUUUCAAAGCAACCAUUACGACGCUCGAACACAUCCGCAAUGACAGUGAGGGCCUGGAAAAUCAGAUACAACCGACUAAAUCUGUGGCCGAACAACAUGGCAUCGAUCCUGAUGACGAAUAUAACAGGCAUCACCGCCAACGCAAGAAGCCUCGCGGUAUCGACGAUCACCCUGAAACGGCAGCCAAUCUUUGUCUGGUGGAGCAUUACAUUUGCGGUACUUUAUGCCCAAAUAAAUGCAAUAAAGGCAAAUCUGGAGGCUGUUAG